AUGUCCGUGGAGUACGCAACCGGGUUUAAGUUCCCGUCGCCGCUAGAAGGGUUCGAGGAUGCCCCGCCGUUACCGGAACAACGAAACGAGGAUAAAACUUAUAUCAACCCGCCGAGAGAGACACCAAGCAAAGCUUAUCAAGAAUUCCCCGAUCCUCUGGACAACUCUCCGCGUGGCGGCUUCGAUGUGCACAUCUACUACAACCAACGAAACCCGGAGCAGGCCAAAUAUGCGCGGGAAUUGUGGGAGCGCAUUAGACGCGAGUUCCCUGAGCUCUCGGUCUACACAUUUUGGGACAAGCCAAUCGGGCCGCAUCCUGUGGCCAUGUUUGAGGUGAAUGUGUACACUCCGGCUCAGUUUGGAGCCUUCAUCCCGUGGUUGGCGAUAUGGAGAGGACCACUCUCCGCGCUUGUACAUCCCAACACGGUGGAAGAGGGCUCACAAAGGGACAUCGAGAAGAGAAACCAUACUCAGAGGGCGAUCUGGAUGGGCGAAAAAUACCCAAUAGAUGCGGGAUUCUUUGUGAGUAUGCCAGAAUGA
Truncatella angustata is the source of this 540-nucleotide messenger RNA. Its product is annotated as DOPA-like domain-containing protein. Lineage: Eukaryota; Fungi; Ascomycota; Sordariomycetes; Amphisphaeriales; Sporocadaceae. The record is from RefSeq and is a predicted model, not a curated record. The coding region runs from base 1 to 540 and encodes 179 amino acids. The transcript is spliced from 2 exons.